AUGAAAGCAGCGCAGGCUAUAAGGAGGCUUCGUCCCUUGCCUAUAGGGAGGCAUCACACAUGUCAUUUGGAAAAUUCUGCUAACAUACAAGUGCGACACAGUGUUACUGUUGUGAGUUCUAAAUCAAAGUUAUUUUGUACUGCUGCUUUACAAACCCGUAAUUUAGGAUUGGGCCCAACAUCAAAAGACUUUGAGGAAACGAAAAUACAAGCUGGGGAGCUGUUCACAAAAGUACAUGCCGAAGAACUAGUACUUCAUUUAAAAGAUGGAGAGAGAAAAUUAUUGCUCGAAGCUCUACAGGAAUAUGAAUCGAACAGGAUCAAAGAAGUGUUUGAAGAUAGGUUGGCUGGUCGUAGAUGGCGAAGUAAGUUGGGUAGACCAAGCAAAGUUCCCACGUUGGGUGACGUCGAUCCGACGGGUAAAUACUGUCCCAUGCCCGAAGACUGGCUGAAGAAAAAGUAUGCUGCUACUGUACCAAAACCUACCACAAAGGAACUGUUUCAUUUGUCAUUCGCAAAUUCAGUGCCCUUUAUUGGAUUUGGAUUUUUAGACAAUUUCAUAAUGUUAAUUGCUGGUGACAGAAUAGAGAGUUCAAUGAGCGCAUACAUAACGCUGUCAACGAUGGCGGCGGCGGCGCUUGGCAACACUUUCAGUGACGUCAUCGGCAUUGGGUCCUCGUACUACGUGGAGCGACUGGCUGCGCUCCUCGGCCUCGGCGCUCCGGCGCUGUCCCCCGUGCAGCUCGACAUGCCGAUAAGUAGGCGCUUUGCUAACAUGGGACGCGUACUAGGCAUCACAUUUGGCUGUAUCCUGGGAAUGACACCGCUGCUCUUCAGGGACGACGAUAAGAAACACGAGGACAAGAAAGAAGGCAAGAAAGAAGAUAAAAAAGAAGUCAAGAAAGAAGACAAGAAAGAAGACAAGAAAGAGAAAGAAUCUAAGUAA
This is a messenger RNA of Arctia plantaginis, 945 nucleotides long. The record is from the annotation of a GenBank genome assembly. Lineage: Eukaryota; Metazoa; Arthropoda; Insecta; Lepidoptera; Erebidae.